AUGGCGCAGACUCUCAUGGAUGUCUUCUACUCACUCUCCAACUGUGUCUUCUGCUUCCCCGGAUCGCCUCAGCUCAAGAUCAAUAGUCGCAGCUUCCGUAUGCUGCGGCUUCUCGGUGAGGGUGGCUUCUCCUACGUCUACCUCGUUCAGGACACCUCGGACUCUGCGCUUUACGCCCUGAAGAAGAUCAGAUGUCCCUUCGGACAAGAGUCAGUCUCACAAGCGCUGAAAGAAGUGGAGGCGUACACACUCUUCUCGCCCAAUCCGAACAUAAUACAGAGCGUUGAUCAUGCCGUCCAGAACGACUCCACGACCAAAGUCUCCGGCAUUGGCGAUACGGGCGGCUCCUCGAAGACGGUCUACAUCCUACUACCGUACUACAGGCGAGGUAAUCUGCAAGACUUGAUCAACGCCAACCUAGUCAACCACACCCGCUUCCCUCAACGGAAACUCAUGAAGCUCAUGCUUGGCGUCUGCAACGCCCUGAAGGCCAUGCACCAAUACCGGGUUCGAAAUGCAAAUCCGAACGCCUCCUCGCGGGCUGCUGCAAAGGCCAUUCGCGAUGAGGCAGCUGCAGAAGAUGCCGACGCAGCGCGCCGUAAAGCACGAGCGCAGAAGAGAACCAUGACUGCCGACCAGCAACAUCAAGCAGACAUGGAGGAUGAGCAGGAAGAGCCUCUUAUGCCAGAUGAAGUAACGAGGGCACAAGAAGGCAAAGGUCCGGGCGAUACAAGAGCAUAUGCACAUCGAGACAUCAAGCCUGGAAAUAUUAUGGUUGAUGAUGACGGCGAGGCACCGAUACUCAUGGACUUGGGAUCGCUGGCUCCGAGUCCGACGCCGAUUACUAGCCGAAGCCUUGCUUUGGCCGUUCAAGAUACCGCAGCAGAACACUCAACAAUGCCAUAUCGCGCGCCUGAGCUCUUCGAUGUGAAGACCGGCAGCGUCAUUGAUACCAAGGUCGACAUCUGGAGUCUGGGCUGUACGAUGUACGCAUGUUUGGUUGGCAAGUCGCCUUUCGAAGCACGCUCCGAUGAGACAGGUGGAUCACUGUCCAUAUGUGUACUCAGUGGAGACUGGCGAUGGCCAGGCGAAGGCAAUGCAAGCAAGGGCAAGGACAAGCAAGCAAAUAGCGAUGGGAAUGCUGCGAACGGUGCCGAGCAGUACCCCUGCGCUUCUGUUCGAGACAUUGUCAGUAGAUGUCUGCAGGUCGAGCCGAGUGAGCGACCUGAUGUCGACGAGUUGAUGGUGUUGAUCACCGAUUGCAUCGAGGAACUACCGCGGGAUGAGGAGGCCAGCGUCCCUCACGACUGA
Messenger RNA from Cyphellophora europaea CBS 101466, 1311 nucleotides. RefSeq lists its product as uncharacterized. The record is from RefSeq and is a predicted model, not a curated record. Gene Ontology annotation, biological process: vacuolar protein processing; regulation of vacuole fusion, non-autophagic; protein phosphorylation. Gene Ontology annotation, cellular component: Golgi apparatus; cytoplasm. NCBI's taxonomy places the organism in Eukaryota, Fungi, Ascomycota, Eurotiomycetes, Chaetothyriales, Cyphellophoraceae. Bases 1 to 1311 code for a protein of 436 amino acids. The transcript is spliced from 2 exons. Gene Ontology annotation, molecular function: ATP binding; protein serine/threonine kinase activity.